AUGGCGUCCAAGGAGCAAAUCAUCGUUGCAGCCCAGGAGGCCGACGACUCCUCGAAUCCAAACCAACCUACCACAUACGGUGCCAACCGCAAUCCGAGUUCGGAAAAGAGGUUCCUCGCAUGGUUUGAUGCCAAUGACGGGCCACUCGAACGCCGUACCAUUACAAAGCUUGACUUUUUCAUUCUCUCCUAUGCAUUCAUCGGCUUUUGGGUACUUUACAUUGAUCGUGGCUUAUUAACCAAUGCCUACAUCAGCGGAAUGAGAGAGGACCUGGGCCUGUUCGGCAAUGAGCUUGUUUCGCUUAGCUCGAUUUAUUCAGCAGGAUACUGCAUCUCUAUGAUCCCUGCCACACUGUUUUUGACCAAGUUUCCUGCUCAGUACGUCAUCCCUACAACCAUUCUGGGCUGGGGCGUGUUCACCAUUCUUUGCUUUCGUGCUCAGAGCUAUGGAGAAUUAGCUGGAUAUCGCUUCUGCAUUGCAUUGUUGCAAGGACCUUACUUCUGCUCUAUUCAUUACAUCCUCGGAAGUUGGUACCGCAAAGAUGAGCUCGUCCGCCGAGCAGGAGUCUUUUACGUCUCUUCCAGCGUUGGAACCAUGACCACUGGCCUUCUAGCUGCUAGAAUCUACCAGUCGCUGCACGGAGCUCUUGGAUACCCAGGCUGGCGGUGGAUGUAUCUGGUUGCCUCUUGUAUUACAUUCCCUAUCGCCAUCUGGGGCUUCUUCUCACUGCCCGGAACUCCCAGAGACGGAAAGCGUUGGUUCUUCACAGAAGAGGAGUUCGGAAUCGCGACGGAGCGCAUGGCACUGCAGGGUCGCAGCAAUCCCAAAGGCUUCACGCUCUCCAAAGCUACUUUGAAGCGAUUUCUUGGAAGAUGGCAUUUCUGGGUGUUGGUCCCCUGGAACAUCCAAUGGCUUAUGGGUUAUCUGAGCAUGGGCACCGGUGGACCUACUUUAUGGCUACGAGCUCAGCCUCAGUAUUCGACGGUGCAAGUCAACAACUUUACCGCGAUAUCUCCCAGCAUAGGUAUAGUUCUCAUCAUGUCCUUCUCUUGGAUCGUUGAUAAGAAAGGGCGAAACGCCAUCUUGCCUGUCAUUGCUGUGGCAUGCGGAAUCCAUUUUGUUAGCAAGUUUGCCUGGAUUCUUUACGAUACAACGAGCUUCGAAUAUAAAUGGUUCGCUACGGCCAUAAACUACAUCGAAGUCUCUUUGUCUCCCAUCAACUACAGCGUUGCCAACUUGGCCUGUGCUGGAGACGCUGAAGAGCGCGCAUUUGUUGUAAGCUCUAUGCUGGCACUAUCCACAGCCUUCAAUUCUUGGGUAAGCUACGUCGCAUUUCCAACUGUGCAGGCACCACGAUUUUUCAGAGGCUAUGUUAUGGAGGCAGUCUUCCAGGUUACCUACGUUGGAUGGACUGCUUUCAUUGUCUGGUUCUCGAAUAGACAGGACCAGAAGGAAGCAGCAAGAAAGGAAAGCGAAAUUGGAGAUGCCGCUGGCGAGAGGUCUAGCUGA
Messenger RNA from Clonostachys rhizophaga, 1509 nucleotides. Lineage: Eukaryota; Fungi; Ascomycota; Sordariomycetes; Hypocreales; Bionectriaceae. The record is from the annotation of a GenBank genome assembly.